AUGCAUGCAAGUGUGCUCGAGCGACGGACGACGGCGACGACGACGAGCAGCGACAGAGACGGUGGCGGGGGACUGGGGCUGGUUGGACGGCCAUCGAUCUGCUCGCGGAUUGAGGAGGAACGUGAAGACGGGAUUUCCCCUUCGGACCUCCUUCGCGCACGCUGGGCCAAGCUCGCUGGCGAACUAUAUAAGAAACGGAGCCAUCGUCCGCCCAGACACCAACCCAAACCACCCCCCAUCCUCUCCACCACCACCACAAAGCCCUACCACUCCCCAGCCAUGGCAAACCUCAUGCCCCGCUCCGACUCCUUCAACGCCCGCGUCCGCGGCUCGUCCCAUAUCGACUUCAAGACCGCCACCACCGGUGUCGUCGCCAAAGCCAUGCGCAACGAGCUCUCCCGCCUCGUUAGCACCGUCGAGGACCCCCAGACGAAGAAGGCAUUCGACACCGAGAUGCAGUCGUUCUUCUUCCUCUUUACUCGUUACCUCGCGGAACGCGCUCAGAACGCGCCUCUCGACUGGGACCGCAUCAAGUCUCCCGGCGAGGACCAGAUCGUGCCCUACAGCACCCUUACUGCUCCCGAGAACACCUCCAACCUCAACAAACUCGCCGUGCUCAAGGUCAAUGGCGGUUUGGGUACCUCCAUGGGUAUGACCGGCGCGAAGAGCGCCCUCGAGGUCAAGGACGACAUGACCUUCCUCGACCUUACCGUCCGCCAGAUCGAGCAUCUCAACACCACUCACCGCGUGGACGUGCCCCUUAUCCUCAUGACCUCCUUCAACACCCACGAAGAUACCCUCCGCAUCAUCAAGAAGUACGCAAACCAGCAACUUCGCAUCACCACUUUCAACCAAUCGCGUUACCCCCGUAUCUUCAAGGAGACCCUCCUCCCAUGCCCGAAGAGCGCAAAUGACGACAAGAAGCAUUGGUACCCUCCCGGCCACGGUGAUUUGUACAACGCCCUCCUCCAUUCGGGUGUCCUCGACCAGCUGAUUUCGGAGGGCAAGGAGUACCUUUUCGUCUCCAACUCGGACAAUUUGGGUGCCGUUGUCGACCAGAACAUUCUCCAACACAUGAUUGACAGCCAGGCUGAGUUCAUCAUGGAGGUCACUGACAAGACCAAGGCUGACGUCAAGGGUGGUACCCUCGUGGACUAUGAAGGCUCUAUCCGUUUGCUCGAGGUGGCGCAAGUGCCUUCAGAACACAUCGAGGACUUCAAAUCCGUCCGCAAGUUCAAGAUCUUCAACACCAACAACAUCUGGAUCAACCUCAAAGCAUUGAAGAACAUCAUGGCCAACGAGCAGAUGGAGCUCGACAUCAUCAUCAACCCGAAGACAAACGACGAUGGCGAGGCCGUCGUCCAGCUCGAGACCGCUGCCGGAGCCGGUAUCAAGCACUUCAAGAACGCCCACGGUGUCAACGUCCCCCGUUCCCGCUUCUUGCCCGUCAAGAGCUGCUCGGAUCUUCUUCUGAUCAAGAGCGACAUCUACUCUCUUCAACACGGGCAACUCAUCAUCAACGAGCAGAGGAUGUUCGAGAGCACCCCCGUCAUCAAGCUCGGCGACCACUUCAAGAAGAUUCAACAAUUCCAGAAGCGCUUCAAGAAGAUCCCCAAGAUUGUCGAGCUCGACCAUCUCACUGUCACCGGCGACGUUUACUUCGGCCGUAAUGUGACCCUCCGGGGGACCGUGAUCGUUGUGGCCAACGAGGGUCAACGAAUCGACAUCCCCGAUGGUUGUAUCCUUGAGAACAGGCUCUUGUCUGGUAACCUCAACAUGAUUGACCUCUGA
Stereum hirsutum FP-91666 SS1 is the source of this 1791-nucleotide messenger RNA. Its product is annotated as UTP-glucose-1-phosphate uridylyltransferase. The coding region runs from base 1 to 1791 and encodes 596 amino acids. Gene Ontology annotation, molecular function: UTP:glucose-1-phosphate uridylyltransferase activity. Lineage: Eukaryota; Fungi; Basidiomycota; Agaricomycetes; Russulales; Stereaceae. The transcript has 12 exons. Gene Ontology annotation, biological process: glycogen metabolic process; UDP-alpha-D-glucose metabolic process. The record is from RefSeq and is a predicted model, not a curated record. Gene Ontology annotation, cellular component: cytoplasm.